GGCAGGGCUGGGGCCGGGGGCGACGGUGGCGGCGGGAUGAGGCUGAGCGGGGUCUGGCUGCUGGUGCUGCUGCUGGGGCUGGCGCAGCUGGCCAUCCUGGCGCGCUGCGAGGAGGAGGACGGCGGAGAAUCUGUUACAAAAGAGGAAGCUGAUGAGGAAGACGAUGACGAUGAGGAAGACGAUGACGAUGAGGAUGAUGAUGAUUCUGAAGUUAAAGAAGAAAAUGGUGUAUUAGUCUUAAAUGAUGCGAACUUUGACACCUUUACUGCAGAUAAGGAUACUGUGCUGCUGGAGUUCUAUGCACCAUGGUGUGGACAUUGCAAGCAGUUUGCUCCUGAAUAUGAAAAGAUAGCUAAAACUCUGAAGGAAAAUGACCCUCCUAUUCCAGUUGCCAAAAUUGAUGCUACUGCAGCCACUUCACUAGCAAGUCGUUUUGAUGUUAGUGGCUACCCAACCAUCAAAAUUCUGAAGAAAGGCCAACCAGUGGACUACGAUGGCUCUCGGACAGAAGAUGCUAUUGUGGCUAAAGUCAAGGAAGUUUCUGACCCCAACUGGACCCCUCCACCAGAAGCUACCCUAGUAUUGACCCAGGAUAAUUUUGAUGACGUUGUGAAUGGUGCUGACAUAAUUCUGGUGGAGUUCUAUGCCCCGUGGUGCGGACACUGCAAAAGGCUUGCACCAGAAUAUGAGAAGGCUGCCCAGGAGCUCAGCAAACGGACACCUCCUAUUCCUCUGGCUAAAGUCGAUGCCACUGCUGAAACUGAGCUUGCUAAGAAAUUUGAUGUUACUGGCUAUCCAACUCUGAAAAUUUUCCGCAAGGGCAAACCUUAUGACUACAAUGGUCCACGAGAAAAAUAUGGUAUUGUCGAUUACAUGAUUGAACAGGCUGGUCCUCCAUCCAAACAGAUUCAGGCUACCAAACAGGUACAGGAAUUUCUGAAAGAUGGGGAUGAUGUCAUCAUCAUUGGUAUUUUUAGUGGAGAGAAGGACAAAAAGUAUCAGCUGUAUCAGGAAGCAGCUAACAGUUUAAGAGAAGAUUACAAGUUCCAUCACACCUUCAGCAACGAGAUUGCAAAACUAUUGAAAGCAUCACCUGGAAAACUGGUUGUUAUGCAGCCAGAAAAAUUUCAGUCAAAGCAUGAGCCAAAGAUGCAUGUUUUGGAUCUUAAAGACUCUACAGAUGGAUCAGAAAUUAAAGCGCAUGUGCUAAAACAUGCCUUGCCUCUAGUUGGUCAUCGCAAGCCUUCCAAUGAGGCUAAGAGAUAUACUAAGCGUCCCCUAGUGGUCGUCUAUUAUACUGUAGACUUUGGUUUUGAUUAUCGUGUUGCUACCCAGUACUGGAGAGAGAAAGUCCUGGAAGUGGCCAAAGACUUCCCUGAAUAUAUUUUUGCUGUUUCUGAUGAGGAAGACUAUUCUUCCGAAAUAAAAGAUUUGGGCCUGAUUGAGAGUGGAGAGGAUGUCAAUGCAGCAAUCCUGGAUGAAGGUGGCAAGAAGUAUGCUAUGGAGCCAGAAGAGUUUGAUUCUGAUGUACUCAGGCAGUUUGUGCUGGCAUUCAAAAAAGGAAAACUGAAGCCUAUUGUGAAGUCCCAGCCAGUGCCAAAAAAUAACAAAGGGCCUGUAAAAGUGGUAGUGGGUAAAACAUUUGACACCAUAGUAAUGGAUCCAAAGAAUGAUGUUCUCAUAGAGUUCUAUGCCCCAUGGUGUGGACACUGCAAGAAACUAGAACCUGUGUAUACUGAGCUAGGAAAAAAAUACAGGAAUGAGAAAAAUUUAGUCAUAGCCAAGAUGGAUGCUACUGCCAAUGAUGUGACAAAUGACCGCUACAAAGUGGAGGGAUUCCCCACUAUCUACUUUGCUCCGAGGGACAAGAAGAGCAACCCUAUUAAAUUUGAAGGCGAGGACAGAGAUUUAGAGCAUUUGAGCAAAUUUAUAGAGGAGCAUGCGACAAAACUUUCCAGAACAAAAGAAGAGCUUUAGAUAAGUUGAGGGUGGUGAAGAAGGAAUCGUUUGUACGUUAUAGUUAAAGCAAGUUACUGACAAAACUCAUUGAGAGAAUUCGGCAGUUUGAGCAAGGAAAUUCUUGAGCAGUAAAGCAAUUGCAGUAUCUUUUUUUUUGUAUUGCAGAAAAGGUUUUUUGUUUUUUCUGGACACUGAACUUCUCUCUGAUGUGAAUGUCUUACAUUAGUUAUGAUUUUGAUCUUUGGAGAAAAAUACAUCCUUUAUUUUUUGUGACUAUCUUGAGCUUGAUUAUUUGAUUCCAGUGCAGCUCUUUUUUAACUUAAAAGAUUUUACCAAAAAAAGAAGGGUGGGGGGAGGAAUCCCUCUGCUUCUUUUAUUCUGUUAUUUGUUGGUGUGAUUAUUGUUGGGUUUCUUGUUUGGUUCGAACCAAACUCUAUUCUAUUGUAUUUUUGUAUACAUUCAUUUGACUGUAGCAUUAUAUUUGUCACUUAGGGCAGCAAAAAGAUUUCUGAAUUGUAGACUAAUGAUCUUACUGAAAUUGGACACAGCAACAUGCUGACUAAAUAUGCCCAUGGCCUGGCUGCUUUUGUAUUGUGUAUCUCUGUAGAGAGGGUGAUGCUAAAACACUAAGUUUUUCUAGCUGGCCUGUCUAUACCAGCACAUAUUCAUCAGUCUGUCUUGGAGGUCUUCCCAAGUAUGUUUGGAAUAGAAGGAAUGCAUCCAUAAGCUUAUAGGCCAUGUCAGACUGUCCAGACUUAAUGACAUCAAGGACUAGCUUCUAAAACAGUUGAGUUGUAUUUUGGACAAAUUACUUAGAGUUCUUUCUCCUUAAAGUGCCAAAUUUUCAUUAGUCAAUAAGAAGGCAAAAUAAAGAACUUGGGAUGUUGGCAGCCUUUAAACCAUGGGGUUACCAAUGCCUAAAAUGAAAAAUCCUAAACUAAAAUGUGUUUGAAAGCAUUGCACUCAGCACAUCUGGACUAUGACUACUUUCUUGAGUAGUGAGAGAGUCCUGCCUCCAAAGGGAAAUGGGACAGAAUUGUUGGAAUCUGUAGUAAGCUGCUUCCUUUUUGGUGAUUCAGAAAUCACGACUGUGUUGCUGACUUUCUGAAAAAAAGGAGCAGACCUUACCUGUUGGGAUAAUAUUUGUUUUUAGAUUUGAGAGUUGCUAACCCCAAAGUGGGUGGAAAGAAGAGGUAGAAAGAGAAAGCUGGGUAUGUAAAGGUGGGCAGAAACCUUUUGGGCCCUAUCCAUAAAGAUGGGUCUUAUCUCUCCUGCAGUUGCUGUUGCUAGGUCAAGGAGUUAGGUGCAGCCUGAAAUGCAAUUUGAAACAACUCUUGUCAUGGGGUUACUCUGUAUGCUUUUGUCAGGUACCAGAUAGUAUGUGCAACUCUUCCUCCUUGUCGUCAUUUUUUUUUCCUUGAUAUGUUAGAGAAAAGAUGAAGUCAUUUCAAGCAUCUCCAAGCCAUUGCUUUUGAUAGGUAGCAGGUUUUUUUUUAAAAAAAAAAAGAAAAAAAGUAGUACUAUCUGCCUCUUCUCAGAGCUCUGAUGCUGCAGUGUGUGCCACUAGUGCAUGUGUCACUAGAGCAAUUUUGUUACAACUUAGUUUUACAGAUAAAGCUCCUUGUGUGUGCUACCCUGUCUCAUAAAAGACCAGUACAAUCA
Molecule: messenger RNA, 3621 nt
Organism: Rhea pennata
Lineage: Eukaryota; Metazoa; Chordata; Aves; Rheiformes; Rheidae
Gene: PDIA4
Product: protein disulfide isomerase family A member 4
Exons: 10
Coding region: 37-1977 (646 amino acids)
Biological process (GO): protein folding; response to endoplasmic reticulum stress
Cellular component (GO): endoplasmic reticulum lumen; cell surface; endoplasmic reticulum
Molecular function (GO): protein disulfide isomerase activity
Source: RefSeq, a predicted model, not a curated record